AUGCCUCUCCACUGUAUUGAAAAUGUUUUGAGGCAUGCACCUUUAUUGCAAGCUAUUGAGCUUCAAUGGAGAACUGAUGUUGAAAUUAUUAUCAAGGAACUAAUCAGCAAUUGUGAGGAUAUACUCCUAGUUAACAUGGUAUGUUGUGGGAAAGUGAAAGGGGAAACUAUAGACUCUUUAUUUCAAUGCUAUCCAUUCCUUGAACAUCUGAGCUUAGAUAAAUGCUGGACGGUUGAAGAUGGUUGUUAUGAUGUGAUUCAUAAAUUUACAAACUUGAAGAGUAUGAACAUUUCUCACAGCAGACAUUUUAGUGGGAGCAUGUUGCAACAAGUUGUAAAUUGUUGCCCUUCCUUAGUGCAUAUAAAUAUUGAUUAUAUUCGGGGUAUUUCUGACAAUGAUUUGUUAUACCUGAUUGAAUUGAAGAAACAUGACUUGUUGACAUUAAUACUCUUUGGAGAAUCCCUGACUGAUGCUUCAAUUUGCUCUUUAGAGAAGUGUAAAAGACUGAAGAAAUUGCACCUGAGCAGAUGCCACCUAAUGACUAAUAAAGGCUUAAAAAGUAUUGGAAGACUGACUCACCUUCGAUCUUUGAAGUUGAGAUUUGGAAUAAAUUUGAGACCCAAAGAUUUACUUACUUUUUUAUUUUCCAAGGCAGUAAGUGAGCUGGAGUAUUUGUGUUUAUCUCGUUCAGAAAGUUUCACUGAUGAAGCAGCAACUGCUGUGGCAGAGAAUUGCAAAAAAUUGAUACAAUUGGAUGUUGUUCAUUGUCCAAAUCUAACAGAAGCAGGGCGUCAGAUCCUUUUAACAAACUGUGAACAACUUAAGAGAUUGAACUUUUCAGAAAGUAGUUUAAUUGCAAGUGAAAUGAUCAUUGCACGCUAA
Messenger RNA from Gryllus bimaculatus (two-spotted cricket), 882 nucleotides. The record is from the annotation of a GenBank genome assembly. Lineage: Eukaryota; Metazoa; Arthropoda; Insecta; Orthoptera; Gryllidae.